UCCUUCUCGUCUCGUCAUCAUCGCAUGUUGCCUCUCCACUUCUACUGUACGAAGAUAAAUAACAAGUUUCACUUCUUUGUCUCUUGUUUUACAACUUACACGAUUCUCACCAACAAUAAAUUAGUUUACGAAUGAUACCCAAGAUUUCUAGUGACCAGCCGGACAUAUAAAGGCCUCACUAAUCACACGAUUAGUUGAUUCAUCUUCGAGUACAUGACCCGACAUAAUUCUACUUCGACUAAAAACAAAAUAUUCCAUCUUAAGACACAACAUUCAACCGAACAUUCGACUGAAACAACCACAAAUCUACCCUCAAAAUGACAUCCCGAAUGGAAUUUACAGACCGGGGCAAAAAGGCCCUGGAAGACGCAAUGGCUUUAGCUGAGCAAUAUGCUCAUUCACAAUUAUUACCGGUUCACAUCGCGGUCUCACUUUUAGACCCCCCGCCGGAUCAAUCCAAGGACCAGCAAAACACACAACCCGGCACAACUAACAGCCUCUUCCGACAAGUAGUUGAGAGAGCACAUGGUGACCCUCAAUUAUUCGACAGAGCUCUCAAGAAGACCUUAGUCCGUCUACCAAGUCAAGAUCCCCCACCAGAGACGGUAACUAUGUCACCUUCUUUCCAGAGCGUUCUUAGAAAGGCGCAAGAGCUGCAAAAGACACAAAGAGAUACUUAUAUCGCAGUCGACCACAUAAUAACUGCGCUUGCCGAGGACGCGACGAUCGCCAAUGCUCUCAAGGAGGCUAACAUACCAAAACCCAAACUGGUCCAGGAAGCAGUCCAAACUAUUCGCGGGACGAAGAGAGUGGACUCGAAAACCGCCGACACCGAGGAGGAGCAUGAAAACCUCUCCAAAUUCACCAUUGACAUGACGGCCAUGGCAAGGGAAGGUAAAAUCGACCCCGUCAUUGGAAGAGAAGAGGAGAUCAGACGAGUUAUUCGAAUUUUAUCACGACGAACGAAGAAUAACCCCGUACUGAUCGGUGAACCCGGUGUUGGUAAAACCACCGUUGUCGAGGGCUUAGCCCAACGUAUUGUUAACGCCGACGUACCUGAUAACCUUGCUGCCUGCAAAUUGCUCUCCCUCGAUGUGGGUGCUCUAGUCGCAGGCAGCAAAUACCGUGGUGAAUUCGAAGAGAGGAUGAAGGGCGUUCUCAAGGAGAUUCAGGAGUCCAAGGAGAUGAUCGUUCUCUUUGUCGACGAAAUUCACCUUUUGAUGGGUGCUGGUGCUUCAGGUGAGGGUGGCAUGGACGCUGCUAACCUAUUGAAGCCAAUGCUUGCUCGUGGUCAAUUACACUGCAUUGGUGCGACUACUCUUGCCGAGUAUCGAAAGUACAUUGAAAAAGACGCUGCUUUCGAACGACGAUUCCAACAAGUUAUCGUCAAGGAGCCCAGUAUCCCUGAGACCAUUUCCAUUCUUCGAGGUCUUAAGGAGAAGUACGAAGUUCACCACGGUGUCAGCAUCGCCGACGCUGCUAUAGUAGCUGCUGCCAACCUUGCUGGCCGCUACUUGACCUCUCGUCGUCUACCUGACUCUGCUGUGGACUUGGUUGACGAAGCCGCAGCAGCAGUGAGAGUUGCUCGAGAAUCUCAACCCGAGAUUAUCGACUCUCUGGAGCGCAAAUUGCGACAGCUCAAGAUUGAAAUCCAUGCGCUAUCCCGAGAAAAGGACGACGCUUCUAAGGCUCGACUCCAAAUUGCCAAGCAAGACGCGGAGAACGUCGAAGAGGAGUUGAGACCACUCAGAGAGAAGUACGAGAGCGAACGACAACGCGGUAAAGAUAUUCAGGAGGCUAAGAUGAAACUUGACCGACUAAAGGUUAAGAUGGAGGACGCAGCUAGAAUGGGCGACCACGCUACAGCUGCAGAUCUUCAGUACUACGCUAUCCCCGAGCAAGAACACCAAAUCAAGGAUCUCGAGCGCCAGAAAGCUGCUGCUGAUGCGGCUUUGAGCCACAAUGACAUCGGCGGCUCCAUGAUUACGGAUGUUGUUGGACCAGACCAAAUCAACGAGAUUGUAUCGCGAUGGACCGGUAUUCCUGUCACGAGACUUAAGACUUCCGAGAAGGAAAAGCUUAUCCAUAUGGAAAGGGCACUCGGAAAGAUCGUCGUCGGACAGAAGGAAGCAGUUCAAGCAGUCUCCAACGCCAUCCGACUGCAACGAUCGGGGCUCAGCAACCCCAACCAACCGCCCAGCUUCCUCUUCUGCGGUCCAUCUGGAACUGGUAAGACUCUACUUACCAAGGCUCUAGCGGAGUUCCUAUUCGAUGAUUCGAAGGCAAUGAUUCGGUUCGAUAUGUCUGAAUACCAAGAACGUCACUCGCUCAGCAGAAUGAUUGGUGCACCUCCCGGAUACGUUGGACAUGAUGCUGGUGGCCAGCUUACUGAGGCUCUCCGCAGGAAGCCCUUCUCCAUCUUACUAUUCGAUGAGGUUGAGAAGGCUGCAAAGGAAAUCCUAACAGUUCUUCUGCAACUCAUGGAUGACGGUCGUAUCACAGAUGGUCAAGGACGUGUCGUCGACGCCAAGAACUGCAUUGUCGUCAUGACCUCCAAUUUGGGUGCUGAAUACCUAGCUCGCCCAGCUGGUCGUGAUGGAAAGAUUGACACGACGACCCGAGAACUGGUUCUGAACGCGCUACGCAAUUACUUCCUACCUGAGUUCCUCAACCGUAUCAACUCGACCGUCAUCUUUAACAGGCUUACGAGACGUGAGAUUCGCAAGAUCGUCGACCUAAGGCUUUUGGAGAUACAGAAGAGACUCAACGACAACGAUCGCAACGUGCAGAUUGAAGUUACGGAGGAAGCCAAGGAUUACCUAGGCAACGCUGGUUACUCGCCUGCCUACGGUGCCAGACCUCUAGCCAGGCUCAUCGAGAAGGAAGUCCUUAACCGCUUGGCGGUACUAAUCCUUCGCGGUGGUAUCAAGGAUGGCGAGAGCGCAAGAGUCGUCAUGGUCGGCAACAAGAUAUCGGUCUUGGCCAACCACACCGACAGCGAGUUAGGUGAUGGUGAUGACGAAGACAUGCUUAUUGAUGAAGAAGACGCAGUAGAGGAUAUUGCGCCCGAAGACAUGGACGAAGAUAUCUACGACGAUUAAAGGAGUUUUGACCCGAUGCAUGAUGCCCAAGAUUGAUUACGAGGAAUGAUUUAUGAGUCACUAUCGCGAUUGCAUUACAUAUAAAGGAGCCAGAGGAAUCCAUAGGGGGGGAUGAAAGGAGCAUAUAUCCUUCAAUGCGAAAAAGGAGGCUGGCAAAUUUGAUUUCACCAAGUAUGGUUAUAUGAUUACGGAGUUUUGGGCGCAAUGGUUGAGAACAAGCUAGUUAAUUAGCUGGCAUCAUGGCAAGCAAGCAAGUAUGGAAUGUCUUUACUUAGCUAGAUUUAAUGCAAUAAUUUUAAGAAUGAUGA
Messenger RNA from Hypoxylon trugodes, 3409 nucleotides. Its product is annotated as heat shock protein. Gene Ontology annotation, molecular function: ATP binding; ATP hydrolysis activity. The transcript has a single exon. The coding region runs from base 318 to 3101 and encodes 927 amino acids. NCBI's taxonomy places the organism in Eukaryota, Fungi, Ascomycota, Sordariomycetes, Xylariales, Hypoxylaceae. Gene Ontology annotation, cellular component: cytosol; cytoplasm. The record is from RefSeq and is a predicted model, not a curated record. Gene Ontology annotation, biological process: cellular response to heat.